Messenger RNA from Triticum aestivum (bread wheat), 2151 nucleotides. RefSeq names its product cytochrome P450 85A1. Gene Ontology annotation, biological process: sterol metabolic process; brassinosteroid homeostasis; brassinosteroid biosynthetic process. NCBI's taxonomy places the organism in Eukaryota, Viridiplantae, Streptophyta, Magnoliopsida, Poales, Poaceae. The transcript has 8 exons. The record is from RefSeq and is a predicted model, not a curated record. The coding region runs from base 109 to 1530 and encodes 473 amino acids. Gene Ontology annotation, molecular function: monooxygenase activity; oxidoreductase activity, acting on paired donors, with incorporation or reduction of molecular oxygen; heme binding.
GAGAGAGCAACACUUGUCGCCAACACAGACGCCACCAGCUCUGCUCUGCCUGCCUCUUGACCUAAAACAGAGCAUCCAAGAGGAGGCAGAGAGAGGUAGAAGAAGAAGAUGGCGCUCCUCCUUGUGCUGGUCGGUGUUGUGGUCGGCGUGGUGCUGGCGAGCAGCCUGCUGCUGCGCUGGAACGAGAUGAGAUACGGCCAGAGGAGGAAGCAGGGGGUUGGCUGCCUGCCGCCGGGCACAAUGGGGUGGCCGCUGUUCGGCGAGACCACCGAGUUCCUCAAGCAGGGGCCCUCCUUCAUGAAGCACAGGAGGCUCAGGUACGGGAGGCUGUUCCGGACGCACAUCCUUGGGUGCCCCACGGUGGUGUGCAUGGACCCGGAGCUCAACCGCCGGAUGCUCCUGCAGGGCGAGGCCGGCGGCCUGGUGCCGGGCUACCCGCAGUCCAUGCUCGACAUCCUCGGCCGCAACAACAUCGCCACCGUGCACGGCCCGCUCCACCGGGUCAUGCGCGGCGCCAUGCUCGGCCUCGUUCGCCCCGCCAUGCUCCGGCAAACCCUCCUCCCCAAGAUCGACUGCUUUAUGCGCGACCACCUCCAUGGCUGGGCCGGCAGCGUCGUCGACGUCCAGGCCAAGACCAAGGAGAUGGCCCUGCUAUCUGCACUCCGGCAGAUUGCCGGCAUCACCGCUGGCCCGCUCUCUGACGCCCUCAAGACAGAGCUAUACACGCUUGUGCUCGGCACGAUCUCCUUGCCAAUCAACAUUUCGGGGACCAGCUACUACCAAGGGCUCCAGGCUAGGAAGAAGCUUGUGUCCAUGCUAGAGCAGAUGAUCGCGGCGCGGCGGUCCUCUGGUCAAGCUCACGAUGACAUGCUGGAUGCUCUCUUGAGAAGCGGCGAUGACGGGACCAGGGAGAAGCUCAGCGACGAGCAGAUCAUUGACUUGCUCAUCGCCCUCAUCUACUCUGGGUACGAAACCAUGUCGACCACUUCGAUGAUGGCCGUCAAGUACCUAUCAGACCAUCCGCGGGCCCUCGAAGAACUCAGGAGAGAGCAUCUUGAUAUCAGGAAGGGGAAAUCGCCGGAGGAAGCCAUCAGCUACGAAGAUUUUAAGUCCAUGGCCUUCACUCGAGCUGUCAUUCUUGAGACGCUGAGAUUAUCUACAGUCGUGAAUGGGCUGCUGAGGAAAACCACCCAGGAUGUGGAAAUGAAUGGGUAUGUCAUUCCAAAAGGGUGGAGAAUCUAUGUUUACACAAGGGAGAUAAACUACGAUCCGUUCAUGUAUCCUGACCCGAUGACCUUCAAUCCAUGGAGAUGGCUGGAGAAGAACAUGGAAUCACACCCACACUUCAUGUUGUUCGGAGGAGGCGGCCGGAUGUGCCCUGGAAAGGAGGUGGGAACGGCAGAGAUCGCAACUUUCCUGCACUAUUUCGUGACCCAAUACAGAUGGGAGGAAGAAGGCAAGAACACGAUCUUGAAGUUCCCCCGUGUGGAAGCUCCGAACGGGUUGCAUAUCCGAGUUCAAGAUUACUGAUUUUGCAAUGUACAUUUUGCAGAGUUUAGAUAGAUGACGAUGACAGCACAAUUCUGCGCUGAUGAAAAUACUAGAUCAGUCUUUUAAGAAAUAUGAAACAUAGCCACAUAAGGAUAGAAGUAGGUAUAACAGAUUUGCUAGGUAAUUGAAGCACAAGGAAGGCCACAAGAUUCACCUGGUCGGCAGGUGCUACGCACGACAGAUCUUCCAAGGACUUCAAGCUGUGUCGGCUGGUGAUACUUGGCAGCAUGGCGCUGAGGUGUAUCAGUGGCGACCGCGACGUGUUCAGCUGUUUGCGCGCAGGGAGGAGGUGUCGUUUGGCGCCGUGGUGGCGUCGACAUUAGCUAGACCGAGCAAGGUUGAUGCAUCAGGACAGUUCUGAAGAUGGAGCGGUGGCAGUUGGCGGAGGCGGCAUCUGAGUGCACGCCGGACCGGUGAGACCCAUGCCUGGCGGGCGUCCUGGAUGGGUUCUCAGGUCUUAGAUGUUAGGUUUGGCUGCGAUGUCUGUUUGGUAUUAGGCCCAGGCUAUCUGCGCCCCUUCAUCAGCGGGAUAGAGAUGAUUAGACGGCGGCUUUAGUCUUACUGUUGUAUUACUUUGUAAGGUCUUAUGAGAAUAAUUAA